GAUUAAUACAGCAGAUCCACCCCACAAGAAGUCUAGGAACAUACAAAAAGUCAUCAAGAGAAAAUCCAGCACGUAGAUCCCAAUAUUCUUACCUGGCAGUGGUAUAUGUUUGUCCUCCAUAGAAGUAUUCAAAAUGGACACUUCCAUAUUACAGUACAAAGAAAUAAUAGACCCAAGCUUCGCCUAUCAACUGACAAAUGGCAUUCAUCGUCUUAAGAAAAAGGCCGUUUUCUGCGAUGUAACCAUAGACGUUGCAGGGCAAAAAUUUCCAUGCCACAAAGUUGUUCUAGCUUCCAUUUCAAAUUAUUUUGAAGCAAUGUUUACAAACCCUAUGGCAGAGAGUAAAUCUGCCGAAAUAGAAAUGAAAGAUAUGGAGCCCCUGGUGUUUGAAACCAUAUUAGACUUCAUCUAUUCAGGAAAGUGCAAGGUUUCCAUUGAAAAUGCACAAGCUGUUAUGAAUGCAGCAAACAUGCUUCAAAUUUUGGCUUUAAUCAAAAUAUGUGCCAAGUACAUAGCAGAAAAUUUAACAGUUCAAAAUUGUUUUCAUAUUUGGCAGUUUGCUGAUGCCAUUGAUUGCAGAGAGCUCAUGCAGAGAAGCAUGCACUUUUCCUUAGAAAAUUUUUUGCAAGUUGCAUCUCCUUUGGUGGCAUCCCUGUCAAAAGUAAAUCUUAUUCAAUUUAUAUCAAGUGAUAGUUUGAAUAUUCAAUCUGAAGACAGCGUGGCUCAAAUUGCUCUUCAGUGGAUAGCGGCAGAGCCAGAGAGAAAGACUGAUGCUGUUGAGGUCCUCUCUCAUGUUCGGUUCUCUUUGCUAAGUUCCCGAUAUUUGAUGACACUUAUGGACAAUGAAAUCAUGAGAAAUAAUGGAGACAUCAUGAAGCUUCUCCGCCAAGCCCAGCUUUUCCAGUCAGACCCUACCAUGUACUUUGAGUUACCAUAUCCCCAAGCAUCACCAAGGCAUUCCUUGAAAAGACGAGAGUAUGUCCUACUUCUCAGCACAACAAAUGAUGGCGCCUCUUUUUCUAGACAGACUUCCCAGCUGGGCAAUCUAAAUUGGACAUCUGGACAAACUAAACACCAGGGCUUUAGAGACGCAGCUAUUUGCAGCAGUGCUGUGAACUCUGAGGUUUUCGUGUCUGGGGGAAAGGAUAACCCAGAGAGAUUGAUCAUGUACAAGGCUGAGCUUGGGCUCCAAUGUGAAAAAGAGCUUGCAACAAUGCUGACUGGAAGGCAAAACCAUACUAUGGUAAUAAUAGGUGGCUGUUUACAUAUUAUAGGGGGUUUAGAAAGACAGGUAUAUUCUAGGUCUUCCCAGCAAAAUAACGGCAUAGUUUCCAAGAUUGAAGUCUACAACAUCCAGCAGAACAAGUGGAGACCAGCAGGUAAUCUGCUCACUGGGGUUUGGCAGCAUGCCUCUGUCUCUUUUCAAGAUAAAGUCUACACCUUUGGAGGGACAACUGACAUAUCUGGCUCUCUGAAUGAUGCCACUAACAAGGUUCAGAUAUACUCCUCGCAAACAGGAGAAUGUGUGCUGGGCCCAGAAAUACCUGCAGCCAUUUCCAAGUGCACUGCUACAGUGAUGGAAGAGUCCAUCUUUAUCAUUGGCUUGGAGGUAGAGAUCAAGCCCCUGCCUAAUUCUGAAGAACAUGAAGAGGAACAGGAUGAUGAUGAGGAAGUCUAUGAAGAAAACCGAGUAUUCUAUCAGUUCAAGCCCCUAGAUGGGGUGUGGAUCAAACUCAACCCACCUACUAACGUAACUAACUCAGCUUUGUGUACAUUCCAUGGAAAAAUCUGGAAUAUUGUGGUUGGUUCUGAGACCAAAGUGUAUUCCUACAAUCUCCUGAGUGAUGUAUGGGAGAGCAAUUCUGAAGACCCAGAAGAUGCUGAUGAAUCAAAUAAUUUACCAAAUUCAGUUAAAUGCAUGCAGAUAACAUAUUAGACAACUAUGCAUCCAUGCUUUGACAAUUAAAAAAAAAAACUGCUGUAGGCUUCAAUAGACAUGGAUUAAAGAUAAUUGUUUUUUUGUUUAAAAGACAGGCUUUAGCUAUUUUAUUGUUCUCAUGUCAUU
This is a messenger RNA of Lingula anatina, 2065 nucleotides long. RefSeq names its product kelch-like protein 25. Gene Ontology annotation, molecular function: protein binding. Lineage: Eukaryota; Metazoa; Brachiopoda; Lingulata; Lingulida; Lingulidae. The record is from RefSeq and is a predicted model, not a curated record.